AUGGCGCGGAUCCUUUUUACGAGUAUGGGUGGUCGCUGUUCUCCAUACGACCGCGCUAUCCAUAUGGGCAAUGCUGCCAUCCUGCGGCUUUUCUCAUCGUCAUCGUAUACACCAGCAAAGUUGAGCUCAUUUACGUCCAGUGGCGAUUUACGCAUUGAACUCGCAAUUUGUGGCAGAUAUCUCGACGUCAUCAAAUACCUCGUCUGUGAGAUGAAGGUUGACGUCAACACGGUGGACAUGAACGAGUGUACGGCACUUCACCUAGCCGUCAACCACGACAAUGAGGAUGCGGCGAGGACUCUGCUCUAA
Molecule: messenger RNA, 309 nt
Organism: Pyricularia grisea
Lineage: Eukaryota; Fungi; Ascomycota; Sordariomycetes; Magnaporthales; Pyriculariaceae
Exons: 1
Coding region: 1-309 (102 amino acids)
Molecular function (GO): protein binding
Source: RefSeq, a predicted model, not a curated record